Messenger RNA from Anopheles maculipalpis, 5961 nucleotides. It is a transcript of the gene DNApol-theta, whose product is annotated as DNA polymerase theta. Gene Ontology annotation, molecular function: ATP binding; DNA-directed DNA polymerase activity; DNA binding. Gene Ontology annotation, biological process: double-strand break repair via alternative nonhomologous end joining; DNA-templated DNA replication. The coding region runs from base 1 to 5961 and encodes 1986 amino acids. The record is from RefSeq and is a predicted model, not a curated record. The transcript has 4 exons. Lineage: Eukaryota; Metazoa; Arthropoda; Insecta; Diptera; Culicidae.
AUGUUUUCUCAAUCGUUGCAGUUGGGUGAUAAUACUUUUGAUGCAUUGGAAAGACAACAUACGAAAGCACACACAACUCCAACCACCCAGCGAACAAUAACAAGAUCCCAGCGUGCUAUAACGAUCAAGCAACAGCAGCAGCAAAGUAGCACCGAACCGGAAGUAAUCGAAAAAUCGCCGACCAACGCAAAAUGUCCAGCAGAAAUGUCCCGCCAGCGGAGCGUACGGGAACGGUUGCAAAUUAUAUCGACCCAGGCCAGAGGACGGAAAACGAAAAAUCGUACCGUGCGAAGUACCACCAGUAAUGCUGGACAACGAUCGCACGCUAGCGAACACCCGUCCAAUUCUAAAAAGGAAAAUUUAUCCGAACUGUUCAGCAGUGAUAUACAGUUCGAUGUCGGAGGUCAAUCUUCGCAGAAAAAUGCUUUGAAACGAACACGAGGUUCACAGGAGAUCGGUCUAAACGAUGAUGGGCGGCCGUCGCCGGAAAAGCAACCGUCGCAAUAUGAUGAUCUUUUCCAAAAUAGUGCCUUUUCGAUGAACACCGUACGUAGUCAAUCGAUCGCGAUGCUAGCCACGGCUGCCAAUCAGAGCGUACCGAAAGAUGGCAGCUUCUAUACGCUUUUCGAUCAGAGCGAUUUUACCCUUGAUAAAGUAGACGGAAGGCCAGAACUAGUCGACGAUCAACCACCUAUACCGGCAAUCAUGACCGAAAGUGAGCUGGAGAUCUUUAGCGAAACACUAUUCGAUCGUGCGAUUUCGAGCGAACCUGCCAUGAACGAUCUGUUCGAUGAUAGUGAUCUGAUCGAGUCGCUGCGUGUUGAUUCGGCGGACGACACGGUCGAGGAUGCGGCAAUUGACAUCGAAAAUGUUACCUUUUCUCAACCUCUCGUACUGGCAAGCAUUGCACUCGGACAGCAGCAAACAUCCGAACGGAGCUUUCGACAAGAACCGGACGAUCGAAACACGGAGAUGUACGCUUUUAUAGAAUCAGAAAUGGAACAUUCGCUUCGCUUUUCUAGAGAAGCAUCAGAAGGAAUGUUAUACAACGUUCCGAACAGACAUGACGAGAGUGGUUCAUUUUCCGUCAGAAGUGGUGGUCUGAAGAAUGUUACAAAAGAGAGUACCACAGUUGUUCCGUUAAAGCAAACACUUGCCAAUAGUAUGAGCCUGGAUGCGACGAAAGAUUUACGUUUGAUCGACAGCUGGGGUCUGCCAAAUUCCGUUACGCGUGAGUACGCAAAGAAAGGGAUCGUCCAGUUGUUCCCCUGGCAGGUGGAAUGUUUAUCACGCAAGGAGGUAAUGCUAGAAGGUAAAAAUCUAAUUUACACUGCACCGACAUCCGCCGGCAAAACGCUUGUAAGUGAGUUUCUGCUUAUCAAAACGAUCGCCGAACGGAAGCUGAAAGCGUUGCUAAUACUGCCAUUCGUUGCCGUUGCCCGGGAGAAGAUGCUUUAUCUGAAGGACCUCCUGGAACCGGGCGGUAUGCGCGUGGAAGGCUUUUACGGUGGAUAUAAUCCACCGGGUGGGUUCGAAUCGGUUGAUGUUGCAGUUUGCACGAUCGAGAAAGCAAACUCGAUUGUGAACCGUCUGCUGGAGCAACGUGCCCUCACCACGUUGGGUAUUGUUGUAGUUGAUGAAGCGCAUCUGAUAUCCGAUCCGUCGCGUGGCUACAUUUUGGAGCUGCUGCUUACCAAGAUUCGUUUCGUAGCCGAUCGCACUAACCAUUUGCUACAGAUCGUUUGCAUGUCGGCCACAUUGCCCAACAUGCAUCUUCUAGCCCAGUGGCUAGAGGCGGACCUGUACCGCACCGACUUUCGGCCCAUUGCACUGUUCGAGAUGAUAAAAAUCGGCAGCACGAUUUACGACGCGACGGGUGAGCAGGUUCGAUCGCUCGACGGCAUCACGCUGCUCGGUUACAGCAUACCGAAAGAUGCGGACCACGUGGCAUUGCUUUGUCUCGAAACCAUCCUCGAGGGUUGUGCGGUGAUCGUGUUCUGCCCGUCGAAAGAUUGGUGUGAACAGUUAGCAAUCUCGCUUGCCAGUACGGUACACACGGUACGCAAGCGGGACGUUCGAUUAAGUGCCCAGGUAGAUGGUGUACGGCAGGAGGAAGUGUUGCUACAGCUUCGCAGUUGCCCAGCCGGGUUGGACAGUGUGCUGGAGAAAAUUGUACCGUACGGUAUCGCUUUCCAUCAUGCUGGGCUGACGACCGACGAACGGGACAUCGUGGAAAGUGCGUUUCGCGACGGUGCAAUCCGUAUCAUUGUGGCCACGAGCACGCUUAGCAGUGGCGUGAAUCUUCCCGCCCGACGCGUAAUUAUUCGUACACCCAAGUUCGGUGGACGACCGAUGAGCGCGCUGACCUACAAACAGAUGAUAGGCCGUGCGGGUCGUCAAGGGCACGAUACGGUCGGCGAAUCAAUUCUGGUAUGCGGUGCGGCCGAGGAAAAGAUCGGUCGGGAAUUGAUUGGCAUCGAGUUGCCGCCGGUUCGAUCGUGCCUCGACAGUGACAAUUAUGCAUACUUGAAGCGAGCAGUGCUAGAAAUUAUUGCAUCCGGGAGUGCCACUACCUCGCAGGAUUUGGAAUCAUUCGUCAACGCAACACUGCACAGCUGUGAGCGGGGCGAUCGGUUCAUCGUCCACGAUGACCACUUACGGAAGAAAUCGAACAAAGCACCAAAACCGGAUGACGAUGAUGGCAAAGCAAGCGAAGACAUAGAUCCUAUCGCUGCCUGCAUAUCGUUUUUGGUCGAGUAUGAAUUUAUACGUCUUUCGGAACAGGAAAAUCCGGACGGGCCCGGAUUGCGUACCGUCCUGACCGCGACCCGACUCGGACACGCAUGUUUAGCCGCAUCGCUCCCGCCCAAGGAUGGGUUGCUGUUGUUCAGCGAGCUGCAACGUGCGCGCCAGUGUUUCGUGCUCGAGUCGGAACUGCACGCCAUCUAUCUCGUGACGCCAUAUUCCGUCGCCUACCAAUGGCAGCAGAUCGAUUGGAUGGAUUUUCUCGAUCUGUGGGAAAAAUUGCCCGCCGCAUCGAAGCGCGUCGGCGAACUGGUCGGUGUGAAGGAAUCGUUCAUGGUACGUGCGAUGCGCGGUGGUUCCGCCCAUCUCGACUAUCGCAGCCUGCAGAUACACAAACGCUUUUACACCGCACUGGCACUGCUCGAGCUGGUGCGUGAAGUGCCGCUCGGUACGGUCGCCCGUCAGUUCAAAUGUUGCCGCGGGUUACUCCAAAGUCUGCAGCAAGUGUCGGCCACAUUCGCUGGGAUUGUGGCAUCGUUUUGUGCAUCACUUAACUGGACACUGUUGCAGCUUCUGGUGGCACAGUUUCGGGAACGUUUGUUCUUUGGCGUCGCACACGAACUGCUCGAUCUGAUGCGCAUUCCGUCAUUGAAUGGGCAGCGUGCCCGGUUGCUGUACGAUGGUGGGAUUGUUGGCCUGGUACAGCUAGCCAAUGCCGAUCGGUUUACGGUCGAAACUAUCCUACACAAUCGUACCAGCUUCGAGAUGGAGCGGGUGCGCGAUGAUGAGGACAAGUAUGAGGCGGAACGCCGGAAACGUCUGCGAAAUCUACACCUCACCGGACGAUCGGGCGUAACGGUGGAGGAAGCAGCCCGAUUACUCAUACAGGAAGCACGUACGUAUGUGCAGCUAGAGCACGGUCUUGCGAACCCAAGCUGGUCACAGGAUGCGGUGGGACACGCGGAAGAAGCAGAUAGAACGCCAGAAAUGGAGAAACAAUCGCCAUCAACAGGUGCUACGGUGGUUCUGCAAUCGGAAGAACAAACAUCCAGUCUGCUGCUCCUGUCGGAUGGGGGCGAAUCAUCCAGCACGACUGGGAGGCAAUUUCACAACUCGCUAUUGAUGAGGAACGAUGGUGCGACCACCACCGAUGAUGACGACCCCAUAACCCAUCUAAAAAUCAUCGAUGUCUGCAAAGAACGUACCGUGUAUGAUCAAUUUUGUAAGACUGUUGCCGAGCAAGGCUCUAUAACGAUCGCGUUCGGAGUGGAGCAGGAAGACAUCCACUGUCACGGUGGAAGAGGACCACCCUCCAUAGGUGCACAUCUUCGAAAGCUCGAACGAAUGCCAAAAACAUGCGAACGAUCGUAUACGUUCGAUGACAACCUUUAUCUCGCCGGAUUGGGUGUGACUAUGAAGGACACCUCGUCCACCGUGUACUACAUCGAUUUGCAACACGAUACGGUCGUGGAUAGUGCUGAGAAGGUUCGUUUUGUUCGGACUCUGUUCAGUCGGGAGCAGCUAACAAUUGCGCUACUUGAUACGAAGGAUCAGCUGAAGAUCGUUUAUCGAUCGGGAAUACUGCCCGUCGCCGAAGGUGAUCAGAUGAUGGUGGCUACGAUGCAGGAUCCUAGGGUGGCCUGCUGGUUACUCCAAACGGACGCCGAAACUCUCACACUGGACGCAAUGAUCGAACGACACUGUCCUACACUGAAGAAGCGGACCGAACUAAUGAAGAUCGGACAGCAGCGUUGGAUUACGCCCAAAUGGACCGGACAUGCGCUGAACUAUCAUAGCCCAAUCGAUGCCAGGCAGCGCUGUGCCGUUGAGUGUUUGAUCGUACGUGAAUUGAUGGCUGCCGUAAGCGAACGACUUGCCGCAAGUGGAGGAAACUCGCUUCCCAUCUGCUUUACGACACGCGAGAUGCCCGUCCAGGUGGCGUUAGCGCGUGCCGAAGUGAUCGGGUUUCCGGUGGAUCGUGAGCGUUUGGGAGCACUGAUCGCACGUCUCAAGGCAUGUCGCGAUCGAAUUGCGGACGAAGCCCGCAAGCUCAAUGGUAAUCGGCGGCUUGACUUCGGUUCGUCGCGUGCCGUUGCCAAAGCACUUCAGCUAGCCAGUGGUACCGGUCAGAAGAAGUGUCGCACGGUUCGCCAGGUACUGGAGCGUCUGGACAGUCCACUCGCCGCACUCGUGAUCGCUCAUCGCAAAAUCGAAAGCAACCUGUCUCGCACUAUCGAACCCUUGCACCGGGUCAUUCGGCCGGGUUUUGAUCGUGUGCAUGGGCGAAGCUUUUGUUUCACUUCGACCGGCCGUAUCACGAUGCACGAACCUAACCUGCAGACGGUGGUGAAGGAUUUUACCGUACCAUCCGGACUUGGGCCUGAGUUUGACGGUGAAUGCCGACUGUUCAGCUGUCGCGGCACGUUCGUCUGUGCCGAUCCCGAUCGCACUGUGCUCCUGUCGGCCGACUUUUGCCAGCUGGAGCUUUGCAUCCUGACGCACCUAUCGCAGGACCGACAACUGAUGGCAGCACUGGGUAGCACUGACGGUGAAGCGGGCGGACAAACCGCACGUAAGGAUGUGUUCCGUGCGUUGGCCGCCCGCUGGAACCAACUCGAACGCGAAUCGGACGUGAGUGAAGAGUUGCGCAAUCGCACCAAAGCAAUCGUUUACGGUGUAAUCUAUGGUAUGGGCGUACGUGCGAUGGCGGCCGAACUGCAGCUCGACGAGGAUGCGGCCCGAACGCUGAUGGAGCAAUUUCAUGCCACCUAUCCCGAGAUACGGCGCUACAUUGAGCGGGUUGUGCGGUUAACGCGCCAGCUUGGAUACAUUGAAACGCUCACCGGACGACGGCGCCAUUUGCCGGCCAUUUCCAGUGCGAACGCUCGCGAACGGGCCGAAGCAGAACGGCAGGCCGUGUGCACCACGAUCCAGGGUUCGGCGGCCGACAUCCUGAAGAAUGCGAUCGUGCGCAUGGGGCGCAAUUUGGGCAAAUAUCGCAAUGUGCUGGAGCUGAGCGAGAUCCGGCUGGUGCUGCACAUGCACGACGAGCUCAUCUACGAGGUGCCACGAAACCAACUGGCAAAGGUAGCUAAACUACUGAAAUCAAGCAUGGAAAACUGUGCCAAACUGAGCGUGCCGUUACGCGUAAAGUUGAAAGCCGGCCCAAGCUGGGGCACAUUGCAGGAACUAACGACGUUCGGAAGGAAGGCAUAG